Molecule: messenger RNA, 1635 nt
Organism: Penicillium coprophilum
Lineage: Eukaryota; Fungi; Ascomycota; Eurotiomycetes; Eurotiales; Aspergillaceae
Exons: 2
Coding region: 1-1635 (544 amino acids)
Source: RefSeq, a predicted model, not a curated record
AUGGAUCCCUCGGAGGCUCAAAGCCCCCCCUCAGUACAGCUAGGUACGACGGCCUUGAACAGCGCUCGCUCAGUACGGCAGGAUGCAGUGGCCUUGGUUGCCUCGUCUUCAGUGCAGCAGGCUUCAAUGACCAUGAACAGUCCCACUGUUCAGUCUGCCCCCUCUGAUGCUCCUACUGAACCUUCCCCUGGCCAAUCUCACUACAUCUCUCUGUUUGGAGGCUCCUCCCCUCCUGAAACUCCUCGCUUGGGUGGAAGUCCCUAUUUUGCCGCGGGUCUUGCCAGUACGCCUUCCACACUCGAGAGGCACAGCUUUGGCAAUUUGGAUCGUUCUUCGUCGGCACAUAGUGAUGAGACCCAGUCCGGUCAAGUUUCUGGCAAUCUUCUGUACUUUGCACGAGAGCCAUCACUGCCGUAUGAACUUUGGGAAGCAAUCUUCUACGCAACGCUAUCUAGUGACUCGCGUGAGGAAAAUGACUUCGAAUACGGUGAUAUCUUCGAGAAUCCAGCAACCAAGAAGACUCUCUCGACCUUCAGACUGGUGAACCGGAUCUGGAACAGCAUUGCGAGUCCUCUCAUGUUUCGAUGCCUCCAGGCCGUUGUCGGAUACUCUGCUGGUCAACCUCUUGACAGCAUCCUCAAGAUUUCCGCAAGCCCAUAUGCCAUUUACGUACGCGACGUGCGUUUUGGCUUCGUGGGAGCAUGGCUGCCUGGGCUGGAUUAUGAUCGAUACAUCGAUGACUUGGCCUCGGGGGCUCUUCCUAUUCUGGUCAGUCGCUUCCCAAAUAUUCAAACCUUGCGGAUGCAAUCACCCUCCGUUGUGGAUACAUUCAGUGAAGAUGGACAAAUCAAGCCCCCGAUGCUUGCCAAGAUGACAAACGCUCUUGUCCAUACUCUACGCUUUGUACCUGUCCCGAAACUGAGAUGUCUGCAUUUUUCUUUGCCAACCACCGCGGAAUUUGCUCGUUUCUUUGAGUUGAACAGUUACGCGACGGACUUCACCAAGGUUUUCGCGCAGAUCGAGGAAUUGCAUAUCAACAUCAAUGACAACACCGGCCCUGAUGGCAGACGAGACCCGAAAUGGCCUCGCUCAAUGGUCAAGGCAAAGUAUCCGCUCGAUCGGUUUGCUCCAUAUCUCGUUCAGCUGAUUUCUUACGCAAAAAAGAUCCAAGUCCUUACCUUGAAUGCCCAGACCUGGUUCGACGUGUCUGAUCUGGAACCGGAAAACCUCAGUGAAUUGAAGUCUUUCCGACUUGAAGGCGUGCGAAUCAGAGACGAGACUCUCAGGAAUAUCUUCCACCAGGCUCGAAACACGCUGCUUCGCAUUGAAUUGGUCCACGUUCGACUCAUGACUGGUACUUGGGAAAAGGUCUUCGGUUCCCCAAUUCUUGCUCCUUGGCACCUCAUUUGGCUUCGUAUUGAUGGAUGUGGAUACUCGAUGAUGGGUACUAGUGCUCAUCACGUUGGUUUUUCGUUCACCCACUUCCCAACUGCACUCUGGACUCUCCAUGGCCGGGAUUGGUUGGCCCUCACGCGGUGGAGAUCAGUGGUGAAUGCAAACCGUCUUGUUAAAGGACUGCGUACGUGUCCGCACAGCCAUUUCCCUGCUGUGGCUGCCCUAAUCCAUAAUCCCUAA